UGCACGUCGUCGUCCUCCUCCUCUUUGUCCUGUCGCCGAAUAUAUCCUCACCGUGCCCAUGCCCAUCACGCAUUCACGCCUCACGGAGUCAAUAGCGUGAACAAUGGUGUCCAUGGCGCCUUCCUCCUCCGCCGCCGCCACCCGCCGCCUUCCCCUUCUUCUUCUCCUCGCCGCCGUCCUCCUUCUCCACCCAUGCCACGCCGCCACGGAGGCGUCGGCGGCGGCGAGGCGGGAGUGCACGUACACGGUGCGGGUGAAGACGAGCUGCGCGUCGCCGGCGCGGACGGCGGACAUUGUCAGCGUCGCGUUCGGGGACGCGUACCGGAACGAGGCGUACGGCGCGCGGCUGCCGGCGGGCGGGGCGUCGGGGGCGCUCGACCGGUGCGCCGUCGACGCGUUCCGCGUCGGCGGGCAGUGCGGGUACGGCGUCUGCUACCUCUACCUCCGCCGCGCCGGCCGCGACGGGUGGGCGCCGGAGUGGGUGCAGGUGUUCGAGCCUGGCGCCGCCGCCGGGGAGAAGCCGUCCACCUUCUACUUCGGCUCGCCGCUGCCCGACGGCGUCUGGUACGGCCACAACCGCUGCCCCAAGGCGUCCCCGGCCAUGGCGGCGCGCCGGACGAACACCUCCGCUUCACCUCUAGGCUAGGGUAGCUGCUCGCUCCGCAAUGUACUAGUAGUACUACGGAAUUGGCGAUUUUCGGAAUUCGGAUGCAUCCAUCCAUCACUCAAGAAUAAACAGCCUCGUGUGUGUGAGAAAUAUCGGAAAUAAGAGCUUUCGGAUGACACAUUUAUUUGUCUUUGUUCUUUU
This is a messenger RNA of Oryza sativa Japonica Group (Japanese rice), 808 nucleotides long. RefSeq names its product embryo-specific protein ATS3B. The record is from RefSeq and is a predicted model, not a curated record. Gene Ontology annotation, molecular function: protein binding. NCBI's taxonomy places the organism in Eukaryota, Viridiplantae, Streptophyta, Magnoliopsida, Poales, Poaceae.